Molecule: messenger RNA, 549 nt
Organism: Eruca vesicaria subsp. sativa (arugula)
Lineage: Eukaryota; Viridiplantae; Streptophyta; Magnoliopsida; Brassicales; Brassicaceae
Source: the annotation of a GenBank genome assembly
AUGAGAUUCAUCAGCUUGGAUUGUGGGUUGGUCCCAGAGGACACAACCUAUGUUGAAAGGACGACGAACAUAACAUACGUAUCAGACGGGACUCACAUUGACAGUGGAGUGGCCAGGAGGAUCAAUGUAACGUUAAGGACAGAAUUUCAACAACAGCUUUGGAACUUAAGAAGUUUCCCUGAUGGUCAACGAAACUGUUACAACUUCAACCUCACAAAGAACCGGAGGUACCUGAUCAGAGGAUUCUUUCUGUAUGGGAACUACGACGGUCUGAAUAUACUCCCGAGCUUUGAUCUUUACAUUGGUCAGACCAAAUGGACAUCUGUUUCACUUCCAGAAGGGGGCAAUGCUUUUAUGGACGAGAUCAUCCAUGUCUUAAAACAAGACCGUCUCCAAAUCUGUCUUGUCAAAACAGGAGAAACGACACCGUUUAUUUCGUCCUUGGAACUUCGCCCCUUGGAUAGUAAUGUUACUUACGUGAGUCAAAGCGGAUCGUUGAUGUUAGUGGCCAGACUUUACUUUUCACCCACUCCAUCGUUCAUCAGGUAA